Bradysia coprophila is the source of this 1244-nucleotide messenger RNA. RefSeq lists its product as uncharacterized. Lineage: Eukaryota; Metazoa; Arthropoda; Insecta; Diptera; Sciaridae. Gene Ontology annotation, biological process: regulation of transcription by RNA polymerase II. The record is from RefSeq and is a predicted model, not a curated record. Gene Ontology annotation, cellular component: transcription regulator complex; nucleus. Gene Ontology annotation, molecular function: DNA binding.
CGUUUUACCAGCCGAUAUGGAAAAGUUCUACAGUUGUGUAUGAGAGCGAACAAAACGAAAAGCAGCAGCAGCUGCCGCUAUGUUAGGUACCUGAAAUUGAAAAAAGCAGGCAUAGCGUGUUUGCUUUCAAAUGUAUUUUAUUUAGUUGAGCGAGAAACGCUUACGGAGGCAUACACGUAGCGUUUGUUAUUCUUUUCAUUUCUCUUUUCUGUUCGGCAAGAUUGAUUUUUGACUUUACAUUCAUACGGUUUAUAUAUAUACAACUGAAUAUUUCAAGAGAAUGACGACACCGCUGGCAGCCAAUUUGGAUAUUGAACGCUUUAUACAAGAUAUACAAGAUCGCCCAUGCAUUUGGGAUCGCAACUAUCAUUGUAAUAAGGGGUUUAUGGAGCAGACAUGGACUGAUUUAUCCAAAAUGCAUAAGCUACCAAUGGUCACAUUGAAAGCAAAAUGGAAAGGCCUACGGGACAAUUUUCGUGUCGAAUUCAAACGAAUUCCCAGAGAUGAGCAUGACGAAAUGUUAAUAGAACCACACGAGUACCAGUCCAAAUGGGUGCACUAUAAAUCGUUACUAUUUCUAUCUGAACACAUGAGAUCCCGAGCACCGAAAAACGAAUCAUUCGAACCACACGACCCAUUCUCGUACGAAGUUCAUCCACAGACAUCAUCCGAAUUCGAUGAAAAUUGCUAUCGGAGCGAUGGCCUAUCCGAUGGACUGAUUCAAAUACCUGAUGAUGAUGAGGACGAUGGCCAAAUGGAUAAUUCCAGUCACAGUUUCAAUGGAAUGAAUAUGGGCGUGCUCAAAAUACCUAAUGGAGCUGCUGCAGCUGUUGCCGAACCUGUCCUGAAUUGCGAAAGUUCCCGAAAGAGAAUCAGACUGGAAAAUGAUAUAUCGAGAAAUGGCUAUAAUACUGGCGGAGCGUCGAAUCAUCAAGGAUCUUUAACUACCGAUGGUAGUUUAGACCGAAAUCUGGACGAUGAUUAUCACUUCUUACUUAGCCUGCAUCCGUAUAUGACUGAGUUGAGUGCGUCGCAGAAAUUGCGAGUACGAAUGAAAAUACAAAAAUUGGUUUUCAAAGAAUUAUACAAAGAGGAUUACGAUGAAGACAAGUAAAGUUUCGUUGAAUAAAUAAUUUAAGUGUAACUGUAACUGAAGAACAAAUUACCUACCAUGAAUAUUCUACUUGUUUUAUACGAUACAUAGCUACAAAUGAAGAAUAAUAAAUAAAUUUCAGUAUUUUUUA